AGUCAAAGAGAGUGAGAAUUAGGGUUUGUUUGAGGAGGAGGGAAUUGUCAAGGAAUCCAUCAUCAACAUUUCAUUCAAGUGAAGAAGUGAUGAAUUUAAGGUUUGAGCUGGUUCGUGGUUGGAGAGAUUAUUAUUAUGAGAUGGUGAUGAUGAAUGGAGUAUCCAGAGGAGGAAGGUUUUGGAAGAGUGGCUUGAUUUGUGGAGUGGUGGCUAUGGCUGCCAUGUUCGGAUCACUCCUUUGGUUGACAAGUUCUUUCGAUUCUCCUCUAAGGAUUCUCGUGGAUACAGAUGUUGAUACCGAUGAUGUUACUGCUCUUUUGUAUCUUCUCAAGCAACCUUCUUCCCUCUUUCAUCUCCAGGCAAUAACAAUAAAUGGGAAUGGAUGGAGCAACGGUGGACAUGCAGUGAACCACCUAUACGACCUGUUGUUCAUGAUGGGGCGAGACGACAUCCCAAUUGGUGUCGGCGGAGAGGGCGGCAUUUCCCCUAACGGUACUAUUUCCGCCCAUGUCGGUGGCUACCUGCCACUUAUUGAUCAGGGCAUGUCGACGGCAGGGCAAUGUAGAUACAGACAAGCGAUUCCAGUGGGAGAGAAAGGACGCCUCUAUGCCGAUACCAAUUUUGGUUUACGCAGAGCCUUUCUUCCUCAGGGUAAGAGGAGAUAUAUUCCUAUGAAACAACCAACUGCACAGCAAGUGAUGAAAGAUGCAAUCUCUGCAGGGCCUACUACAGUUUUUGUAAUGGGAGCUCAUACAAACUUGGCUAUAUUUCUUAUGACAAAUCCUCAUUUGAAGAAAAAUAUAAAGCAUAUAUAUGCCAUGGGGGGUGCUAUUAGACAAACUUGCUCGCCUAAUGCUGAUAAAUCUCAUGGGAAGACAUGCAACAAUAUUGGGAACUUGUGGCCUCCAAAUGAAAAUCCAUAUGCUGAGUUCAAUAUAUUUGGAGACCCUUUUGCUGCCUAUACGGUGCUACAUUCUGGAAUUCCUGUUACUCUUGUUCCUCUAGACGCAACAAGUACAAUUCCUGUGGAUAAGAAAGUAUAUUUGGCAUUUGAACAGAGACAAAACACAUAUGAGGCUAAAUAUUGUUUCCAGUCCUUGAAAAUGGCUCAUGAUACUUGGUCCGGCGGUGGAUUUUUUGAAAUGUAUUCGAUGUGGGAUUCUUUUAUGGUUGGUGUAGCUUUGGCCCAAAUGCUUAAUCUGGACAGAGGGGGUGGAAAUAAUGCAUAUUCAAAGAUGGAAUAUUUAAAUAUCACUAUUGUUACAUCAAAUGAACCGUAUGGGAUCUCCGAUGGUUCAAAUCCACUCGUUGAUGGUCGUUUAAUCCCAAAAUUUGGCGUCCAGAAGAAUGGGGUGCACAGUGGCCAUGUUCAGACAGGAAUGCUAGAUCCAUUCUGCCUUGUUUCAUUUGAGAAGGGCAAGUGUAAGGAUGGCUAUACAAAGGAGGCAGAGGGCUCUGAAUCUGUUGAAGUUCUGGUUGCUGUGUCGGCUAAGUCAUCUCUCAACACCAACACCAUAAUUGAUAAAGCGUUUUAUUUAAGCUUCCUGGAUGCUCUAAAUAGUCCUCGCCAAUCAGGGAGGUUUGAUUUUAGAGCUCAGUUUCCUAAGUAUAAGGAAGUACUAUAUAGACCAAAAAUUGGAAAGAAUUUGCUAGGAAAGCCAGUUAUUUUUGACAUGGAUAUGAGCACAGGAGAUUUUCUUACUCUUCUCUAUCUCUUGAAGACACCAGUUGAAAUCAUCGAUCUAAAGGGAAUAAUAAUUAGCCCAAAUGGAUGGGCCACGGCUGCAACAAUAGACAUCGUAUAUGAUGUAUUACAUAUGAUGGGUCGUGACGACAUUUCAGUUGGUCUCGGCGAUGUAUUUGCCAUUGGAGAAGCACAUCCAUCAUUCCCUUCUAUUGGAGACUGCAAGUAUAUCAAUGCCAUUCCUCAUGGUAGCGGUGGGUUCUUGGACUCCGAUACACUUUAUGGAUUCGCUCGAGACUUGCCUCGUAGUCCUAGAAGAUAUACAGCUGAAAAUUCAGUAAAGAUUGGAGCAUUUAGAGACACUGAUCACCCUGGUCUCAGACAAAUGUCUGCAGUUGAUGUUUGGACAGAUGUUGUACAAUCUCUAGAUCCGGGGGUGAAAAUUACCGUUUUAACGAAUGGACCUUUGACGAAUCUCGCUCAAAUUAUACGUUCUAGAGCCAUAAGCUCAAGGAUUCAGGAGGUAUACAUUACUGGAGGACAUAUAAGUUCUAGAGACGAGGGAAAUGUGUUCACUAUACCUUCAAAUGAAUAUGCAGAAUUCAACUUUUUUCUCGACCCGACGGCUGCAGAAUUGGUUUUAGGCUCGGGAUUGAACAUUACACUUAUCCCAUUGAACACGCAACGAAAUGUAAGUUCUUUCUCUAAGAUCCUCGAAAAGUUGAAGCAUGGAAACAGAACUCAUGAAGCACGGUUCGCUCGACGUCUACUCUUCAGGCUGUAUCGCCUUCAGCAGAAGUAUAACCAGUACCAUCAUGUGGACAUGUUCUUAGGAGAAGUGGUUGGGGCAGUGAGCUUAGGUGGAAGGCAUCGGAAUCUGAAGGAAGCAUUCAGAUUGAAGGCUGUAAAAGUAAUCACAGAGGGAGGUGAAUCAAAAGUAGGGCAGACAAUUAUAGAUGAGAAGGAAGGGAAGUGGGUGAGGGUUUUGGAGAGUGUCGAAGCACUUGCAUUUUAUGAACAUCUUGCAAAUGCAUUGGCUGAUCAAAACCAAACCGCUGUUAUUGGAAGCUUUGAGGAACAGAAGGCUCUGUGGAGUGCCUAAGCUUUAUAAAAUGUAUCUAUAUUCUUGGUUAAGUGGUGAAAUGCAUAUUUGCUUUUGUCAUGGGGGUAGAGUGGGAAUUUUUCACAUUAGCUGAACCGAGAAUGAGACGAUUCUCUCCUCAUUUUUGUUUUAUAAAAUCUCUAAGAAGU
Cucurbita maxima (winter squash) is the source of this 2935-nucleotide messenger RNA. RefSeq lists its product as uncharacterized. Gene Ontology annotation, molecular function: hydrolase activity, hydrolyzing N-glycosyl compounds. The transcript has 13 exons. Lineage: Eukaryota; Viridiplantae; Streptophyta; Magnoliopsida; Cucurbitales; Cucurbitaceae. The coding region runs from base 90 to 2786 and encodes 898 amino acids. The record is from RefSeq and is a predicted model, not a curated record.